CGGAGCAGAGUCUGUAACAUCUGGCUAUGUGUCUAUGAAGAGUGACCGGUCUAAAGAUGAUCCUCCAGACUUCAGUAAUGAACCUGGACCCUCAGACACAAAAGAGAGGAAGAGGAGUGGUGUUUCUGUGGAGGAGCAGUCUGCUUCAUCAGGAGACUCCUCCUGUCCCCAGUGUGCAGAAGGAUCCAGAACCAGACCUGGACUGCAGACAGACAGUCAGACCAGCACUGUACAAACAGAAAGUGGUCUGCAGGAGGUUUUAGAUGAACAUCACAUCAGUCUGAGCAGCACAUGUGAAUGUGUGACUCAAGGAACUGAUGAAGCAGGAACUAAAACCUUCCUCAUCAGCAUCUUCACUGAGGUCCACAUCACAGAGGGACAGAGUGAAGAGGUUAAUACCCAACAUGAGGUGAGGCAGCUUGAAACAGCUUCCAAGAUGAAGACCCUCCAUGACGCUCCAAUCAAGUGUCAGGACAUCUUUAAAGUCUUACCUGACCAACAGAAACACAUCAGAGUGGUUCUGAUGAACGGCGUCGCUGGCGUUGGAAAAACCUUCUCAGUGCUGAAGUUCACUCUGGACUGGGCACAGCGCUCCAACAACCAAGAUAUCAGUCUGCUGAUUCUGUUCUCGUUCAGGUCGCUGAACUUGAUCAAAGAUGAGCAGUACAGUCUGCUCAUGCUGAUCCAUGUUUUCUAUCCAACAUUACAGAAGCUCACAGCAGAGAAGCUCGCUGUCUGUAAAGUUCUGUUCAUCUUUGACGGCCUGGAUGAAAGCAGACUUUCACUGGAUUUCAACAACGGUGAGGUCGUGUCUGAUGUCACACAGAAGUCAUCAGUCAGCGUGCUGUUGACAAACCUCAUCAAGGGGAAGCUGCUUCCCUCGGCUCUCGUCUGGAUAACUUCCCGACCUGCAGCAGCCAAUCAGAUCCCUCCUUCAUGUGUGGACAGGCUAACAGAAGUACGAGGCUUCACUGACACCCAGAAGGAGGAGUACUUCAGGAGGAGAUUCAGUGAUGAAGAGCAGUCCAGCACAAUCAUCUCCCACAUCAAGACAUCCAGGAGCCUCCACAUCAUGUGUUACAUCCCAGUCUUCUGCUGGAUCACUGCUACAGUUCUGGACCACAUGUUGACUCCAGACCAGAGAGGAGAGCUGCCCAAGACCCUGACUGACAUGUACUCACACUUCCUGCUGGUUCAGACAAAGAGGAAGAAGAACAAGUAUGAUGAAGGACAUGAGACGAGUCCACAGGAGCUGACGGAGGCUGACAGGAGCCUUCUUCUGAAGCUGGGGAGGCUGGCGUUUGAACAACUGGAGAAAGGAAACAUCAUGUUCUACCAAGAAGACCUGGAGCAGUGUGGUCUUGAUGUCACAGAGGCCUCGGUGUUAUCAGGAGUUUGUACAGAGAUCUUCAAAACAGAGAGUGUGAUCUUCCAGAAAACAGUCUACAGCUUUGUUCAUCUGAGCGUUCAGGAGUUUCUGGCUGCAGUCUACAUGUACCACUGUUACACCAGCAGGAAGACAGAGGUACUGGAGGACUUCCUGGGAAGAGAAGAAGAUGAUGAAGAUUACUCAUCUCUGGAUGUGUUCCUGAAGGGAGCCAUGGAGAAAUCUCUCUACAGUGAAAAUGGCCACCUGGACCUGUUUGUCCGCUUCCUUCAUGGCCUCUCUCUGGAGUCCAACCAGAGUCUCUUAGGAGGCCUGCUGGGUCAGACAGACAACAGUCCAGAAACCAUCCAGAGAGUCAUCAACAACCUGAAGGAGAUGAACAGUCGGUCUAUCUCUCCUGACAGAAGCAUCAAAAUCUUCCACUGUCUGAUGGAGAUGAACGACCGCUCAGUACAUCAGGAGAUCCAAGAGUUCCUGAAGUCAGAGAACAGAUCAAAGAAGGAACUCUCUGUGUUCGACUGCUCAGCUCUGGCCUACAUGCUGCAGAUGUCAGAGGAGGUUCUGGAUGAGUUGGACCUGGAGAAGUACAACACAUCACGGGAGGGACGACAGAGACUGAUCCCAGCUGUGAGGAACUGCAGAAAGGCUCGACUUACUGCCUUUGAACUCUCAGACACUGAAUGUGAAGUUGUGACCUCAGCUGUGAAGUCCAACCCUCAUUUGACAGAGCUGCACCUGAAUCUCUUCAAACUGUCUGAUUCAUCAGAGAAGCUUCUGUCUGCUGUACAGGAGAGUCCACACUGUAGACUGAGUCUGAUACUUUCUAACUGUGGACUCUCAGAGACUCACUGUGAAGUUUUGGCCUCAGCUCUGAAGUCCAACCCUCAUCUGACACAUCUGGACCUGAGUCACAACAAACUGUCUGAUUCAUCAGUGAAGCUUCUGUCUGCUGGACUGGAGAGUCCAGACUGUGGACUGAAGACUCUGAUACUUUCUAACUGUGGACUCUCAGAGACUCACUGUGAAGUUUUGGCCUCAGCUCUGAAGUCCAACCCUCAUCUGACACAUCUGGACCUGAGUCACAACAAACUGUCUGAUUCAUCAGUGAAGCUUCUGUCUGCUGGACUGGAGAGUCCAGACUGUGGACUGAAGACUCUGAUACUUUCUGCCUGUGGACUCUCAGAGACUCACUGUGAAGUUUUGGCCUCAGCUCUGAAGUCCAACCCUCAUCUGACACAUCUGGACCUGGGUCACAACAAACUGUCUGAUUCAUCAGUGAAGCUUCUGUCUGCUGGACUGGAGAGUCCAGACUGUGGACUGAAGACUCUGAUACUUUCUAACUGUGGACUCUCAGAGACUCACUGUGAAGUUUUGGCCUCAGCUCUGAAGUCCAACCCUCAUCUGACACAUCUGGACCUGAGUAACAACAAACUGUCUGAUUCAUCAGUGAAGCUUCUGUCUGCUGGACUGGAGAGUCCAGACUGUGGACUGAAGACUCUGAUACUUUCUUACUGUGAACUCUCAGAGACUCACUGUGAAGUUUUGGCCUCAGCUCUGAAGUCCAACCCUCAUCUGACACAUCUGGACCUGAGAGGAAACAUCCUGUCUGAUUCAUCAGUGAAGCGUCUGUCUGCUGGACUGGAGAGUCCAGACUGUGGACUGGAGACUCUGAGUUUCACUGAUUCUAAAGGUUCAGAUGUCACACUGACUGGAAACCAGAAGAAGAGAUCUUGUGUGGAGGAAGAGCACAAACCAGAGUCUCCAGUAUCCACCUGUGAGUCCAAACAUCAUCCUCCAGACGUCACUCAUGAAGCUGGAUCCUCAGACUUAAAGGUGGAGGACAGACGGGACAGCGCUACACCUGCCACACAUAAAGGACCUGAUCCGUCCACAUCCAGCACAAAGGAUCAGCUGGAUCCUGAUGAUCCAGAGAGGCUGAAACAGCAGCUUGAGUGCAGAGAGAAUGUGACUGGGACCAGUUACUGGCAGGACUUCACACCCAAAGUGCUGACUGAGUCUGCAAACAUUUCAUACAGGUUCAGCUGUCCUGGUCCAGGUGUGUUCAGGUGUACUUUGACCGGACUGGUGUUUGGUACGGUUCAGGAGGCGGAGCUACAGUACAGGACUGUCCAAUGGGACGAAAGCCUUCUACAACCAGCUGGCAAGACGGCUGCAGGGCCGCUGUUCAACAUCCACAGUCCUGACGGUGCUGUCAGUCAGCUCCGCCUGCCACACUGUGAAACCAUGGAUGCUCCGCUCCCUGAUGGUCUGCUGUCUGUCGUCCACAUCACUGAUGAUGGAAUGAGCAUCCUGGAGCCGCUGGAGAUUACAGACACUCAUGUGGUUGUGAACGUCCCUCACUUCUCUCUCCUGGGCCUCGUCUGGGACGUUGUUCAGAGGUUUAUUAACAUCAUACGACCAAUCAGCGGCCAGGUUCUGCUGUUCCUCCGACCUCCGGAUCGUGAUGAUCGAAUACUUGACGUAUUACUGCUGCCGAACAACAUUCCUAUGAGUGAGGUUGCCCCCCAACAAGGAACAGCUGAGAACAUUAAGAUCUCCUCCAAAUGUCCUCUCAGCUUUGAUCAAAGCUACAGUGUUCACUGUGAACCUGAAGCCUCCAUAAUCCAGCCUGAGGAUUCAACAUUUGAACCAAACUACGGACCAAAUUUCUACCCAACAUUUGAGGUUUUCCUCACUGCAAACCAAGAGAAAGUGACUCUGAUGGUCCAAGACCAAGAGAGGACACAGGUGUGGAAUCGGGUGGUGAAACUGACAGGUCCAAGAAGUGCCACAGUGGGGGAAAGCAGCACAGCACAGGAAUCUCCCAGCAGGGGGAACCAACCCAGCACAGGAAUCUCCCAGCAGGGGACAGACUCCCAGCAGAGGAAUCACCCAGCUGAGGACAUCGUCCCAGCAGAGAAGCUGCUGCUGAGGGUUCGGACACAGUUUGUUAACAGAGUGUCUGAAGCUAAUCUAAACCUGCUUCUGGAUAAACUUCUUGAGUUUGGUGUUAUAAAUGAUGGUGAAAUGGAGUCGGCCAGAACAGAAACGCGAGUGAACAGAGCUCGUAAAGUGAUCGACAUGGUGCGAAGAAAGGGAAGUGAAGCCAGCUCAGAUUUUAUUGUUGCCCUCCUUGAGGUGGAUCCAAAGCUUUCCAGACUGCUCAACUUAAGCUGAGUGUGAAGAUGAACCCUAUAACAGCUGACUGUUUUACUGUCUCAAGUUACCUAUUUUCAUCUUUAGCUUUCAUCUGAAGCUAAUAUGAAGCUUCAGUUUCCAAAUGAGUCAAAUCUUCAUCUUCUAUGUUUCAACGUUACAGUGUUUUUAGUACCAAAGUCUUUGUGUUACUAUGGUUACACCACAGCUCAACAGGGAAACACUAAGAGGGAAUUUGACGAUAAAAAGACUGUAAAUGUGUCAGAUAUCAUUGAUAUGACUAACUCAGACUGCUGAUGCUCAAUAGAAGCUGAUCAGAUACUUUAAAUGACUGUGUGGAAACACUGUGAUACAGUUCUCCAUCACUGAACACUGGAAACACAUUUAAAGAUCUUUUAAUAGUCAGUAUGAACAGGAGGAAUGAUUACAGAGAGCUUCAUGUGGACACCUGAUUGAUGGUUUAAGAUAGACUUGAACAAUUGUGAAACUAUUCUUCUUUAAUUUGUGUGUGAUUAUGAAGAUUAUACAGAGAAAUUAUUUAGUCCUAGUUUAAUAUUUUUCAUCAAAAGUUAAAUAAAGUUAAAAAAAACUGUUAAAUGGCUCCAGACUGUAAGAUUUUUUCAGAGGAGGCUGGAUAAAGGCUGAUUUUAAAAAAGAUACUGUUGGGGAAGUGUGUGUGUUUUUUAUGGCUUGAGGAGCAGUUCAGCUCUUUAAUCUCCAUGAAGAUGUUUUCAGGUUCAACUAAAUUUGUAAAAGCACAUUUUUCUCUAAAGGAGGUUGUUUCUGUGCUGCUGUAGUUUUGCUUUUUGCCAAAGUCUGAUUUUUAUAUGCUGAUAUAAAUAUAUGAUGAUAAUAGAUAGAUAAAAAGCUGAACAUGUGAUGAGAGCUCGCUGAUGUAUUCACCCUGUAAGAAACUUUUAUUUGAUGGGGGCAAUAAGAUAUCACAUCGGUCUCUUUUUUCUUUCUUCUUAUCUGUGAUAUAAUUCUUCUUGAACUCUUCAGCAGUUUAGUUUCAUCCUGUGUUGACAGAGAUGGUGACAACAUAUCAGUCUGCUAAUGUUCUUCAUAAAACCACAACAUACUAUAUUAUAUUUCUCUUAAAGCCAGAAUGAAUGUUUUCCAUGUCAGAAA
Molecule: messenger RNA, 5674 nt
Organism: Scomber scombrus (Atlantic mackerel)
Lineage: Eukaryota; Metazoa; Chordata; Actinopteri; Scombriformes; Scombridae
Product: NACHT, LRR and PYD domains-containing protein 14-like
Exons: 18
Coding region: 35-4564 (1509 amino acids)
Biological process (GO): regulation of apoptotic process
Molecular function (GO): protein binding
Source: RefSeq, a predicted model, not a curated record